Bombina bombina (fire-bellied toad) is the source of this 3078-nucleotide messenger RNA. Its product is annotated as kelch-like protein 13. Gene Ontology annotation, cellular component: Cul3-RING ubiquitin ligase complex. Gene Ontology annotation, biological process: protein ubiquitination; regulation of cytokinesis. The record is from RefSeq and is a predicted model, not a curated record. The coding region runs from base 222 to 2144 and encodes 640 amino acids. Gene Ontology annotation, molecular function: cullin family protein binding; ubiquitin-protein transferase activity. The transcript is spliced from 7 exons. Lineage: Eukaryota; Metazoa; Chordata; Amphibia; Anura; Bombinatoridae.
GUAUCAUGGUGCGCGCAUAGCAACGAGAACGCGCGCUUUGACGUCCCGCCCCAGAACUGGCCGGAGACUUUUUUUUUUAUUCCGGGUGGUGGAGAAGUUUUUGUGUGGUGGUUUGUACCUCCCUCGUGUCCGGGUCACACUCAGAUUUGCUGCACGGAGUUUAUUCCACAGUUCCUGGACUGCCGGUUACAGAGCCAGUUGUGCGUCCCCUGACAGGAGACAUGGAGUUCCCCGUGCCCCGGGGGGAGGUGAAGACUGUGGUUCUCCAUGACAGAUCUUUGGUUGAAGAGGAAGAUCCUCAUUUGAAAGUCUCUCUUGGGAACAACGAUAUGGGUGUGUCUGCACACCUUCAGUCUUCAAAGACCGGAACCACUAGAUUUUUCACCAGCAAUACUCACAGUUCAGUUGUGUUACAGGGCUUCGACCAGUUACGGUUGGAAGGCUUGCUUUGUGAUGUGACGCUCGUACCAGGGGAUUCAGAUGAAAUGUUUCCAGUUCAUAGAGCUAUGAUGGCAUCCUCAAGCGAUUACUUCAAAGCCAUGUUUACAGGUGGAAUGAAGGAACAAGACUUAAUGUGCAUUAAAUUACACGGCGUGAACAAAAUUGGAUUAAAGAAAAUUAUUGAUUUCAUUUAUACUGCAAAACUUUCCCUUAAUAUGGAUAACCUUCAAGACACAUUAGAAGCCGCAAGCUUUCUACAGAUAUUGCCAGUCUUGGACUUCUGCAAAGUAUUUCUUAUAUCUGGGGUAACAUUAGAAAACUGUGUUGAGAUUGGACGAAUUGCAAACACAUAUAAUCUUACAGAAGUAGAUAAAUAUGUAAAUAACUUUAUCUUGAAGAACUUUCCACCAUUAUUAACCACAGGAGAAUUUGUGAAGCUCCCGUUUGAUCGUCUUGCCUUUGUGCUUUCUAGUAAUAGCCUUAAGCAAUGUACUGAACUUGAACUCUUCAAGGCUGCUUGUCGUUGGCUGAGAUAUGAAGAUUCUCGAAUGGAAUAUGCUUCAAAAAUAAUGAAGAACAUAAGAUUCCCACUAAUGACACCACAAGACCUUAUAAACCACGUUCAGACUGUGGAUUUCAUGAGAACUGACAACACCUGUGUAAAUUUACUCUUAGAAGCUAGCAAUUACCAAAUGAUGCCAUACAUGCAGCCAGUUAUGCAGUCUGAAAGAACUGCCAUACGAUCUGAUAACACGCACUUGGUCACUUUAGGGGGAGUUUUAAGACAGCAACUGGUUGUUAGCAAAGAAUUAAGGAUGUAUGAUGAGAAGGGGCAUGAAUGGAAAUCCCUGGCUCCUAUGGAUGCACCGAGAUACCAGCAUGGCAUAGCAGUAAUUGGAAAUUUCUUAUAUGUUGUUGGAGGCCAAAGUAACUAUGAUACAAAAGGAAAAACUGCUGUUGACACGGUUUUUAGAUUUGAUCCUCGCUACAAUAAGUGGAUGCAGGUAGCAUCUCUAAAUGAAAAGCGGACAUUUUUCCACCUAAGUGCCCUCAAAGGUCAUCUGUAUGCUGUUGGUGGUCGAAACGCAGCUGGUGAACUUGCAACUGUGGAAUGUUAUAAUCCAAGAACAAAUGAAUGGAGUUAUGUCGCGAAGAUGAGUGAGCCCCAUUAUGGCCAUGCUGGUACUGUGUUUGGUGGACUGAUGUAUAUUUCAGGGGGAAUCACCCAUGACACUUUCCAGAAGGAACUUAUGUGUUUUGACCCGGAUACUGAUAAAUGGACCCAGAAAGCUCCUAUGACCACAGUUCGAGGAUUACAUUGUAUGUGCACUGUUGGAGACAAACUUUAUGUUAUUGGCGGAAAUCACUUUAGAGGAACUAGUGAUUAUGAUGAUGUUCUAAGUUGUGAAUACUACUCUCCAUCGCUAGACCAGUGGAUUCCAAUUGCUGCAAUGUUACGUGGACAAAGUGAUGUUGGAGUGGCAGUGUUUGAAAAUAAAAUUUACGUGGUUGGUGGAUAUUCUUGGAACAACCGAUGCAUGGUUGAAAUAGUACAGAAAUAUGACCCUGAGAAGGAUGAAUGGCAUAAAGUUUUUGACCUCCCAGAAUCCCUUGGAGGCAUUCGAGCUUGUACUCUUACAGUUUUUCCACCUGAGGACAACAGUGAUUCUCCAUCUAGGGAAUCUCCUCUUUCAGCUCCUUGAAGAUACAUAGUUGCCUAAAGAUGUUGUCUUAGAGCUGUUUUAUUAUUAAUUUGUAAUCUCCCUACAGUUCUACAAUAAGAAGAUUGGCCAGCAAGGGAUGGGCAAAGUUACUCUAAUAAAGACUAUGUUGAACAAUUUAAUUUGGCUUAGGUUAUUUAUAUAAAAAAAUGAAAUGGUGAAAUGUAUUUAAAGAUGGCCAAAUAUUAAGCAAAAACUAGUCUUCUAAAGAUUGCAGUUAGGUACGUAUUUAAUUCUGGUGUUUGAGAUUCCUUGGUUUAUAAACUUCAUUUAAGAAGAAGGCACAUUGUGGCUGUUUUACAGCUGUGUAAAACAUAUUAUUUUUCCUGACUGCUAAUGAGGAAAUAUACUUUUCAAUUUCAAAUUGGGGGGGGGGAUGGUCGUAUAUCAUUAAAAUGUCUGCUGACAUCUAUUUAAGCACUUCAUUAAAUGUGUCCUUUUUUAAAAUCUCAAGGUUUUUCCUGUCAGAUUAUGCAAAUCUGCUAUUUGAAAUGUGGAUCCUUUUUGACAUUUCUCAAUAAACUGUUUCUGAAGCAAUUGCAUCUCACACUUUGUUUUACAUAUUCUAUUUAUUGUUUCAGUUUAUAUUUAAUAAAGCCAUUCUUUUAAUGCUGUGUGUUUAGGUGCAAAAACUACUGUAAAAAAAUAUAUAUUCAGUUUUAUGAAAUGCCUGAAUCCCAAUAAUUCUGCUGGAUAAGGGCUAGACAUGACUGGAACAAAUCUGACCAAAUAGCUUCCAGUGAAAAUAUUUACCACACUUCCUUCUUACAUGUCGAAAUAACUUAAAUAUAAUUUUGUAAAUAUACAGUUUCAGUUAUUUAGCACAAAAUGCAGCUGGAACAGGAACAACUGCUAUUACUGAGUGAGCUGACACCAUGUUUUAUUUUCCUUUGUUCAAUAAAACUUUUAAAUUCAA